Chlorocebus sabaeus (green monkey) is the source of this 2481-nucleotide messenger RNA. The record is from RefSeq and is a predicted model, not a curated record. Lineage: Eukaryota; Metazoa; Chordata; Mammalia; Primates; Cercopithecidae.
UUGAACUCCUGACCUCGUGAUCCACCCGCCUCGGCCUCCCAAAGUGCUGGUAGAAUUACAGGCGUGACCCACUGCGCCUGGCCCUUUCUAACAUUUUUCUAGAGGGCAAAUCUGAUCAUUCCCCUGCUUAAAGUCUUCAUAGAUUCCCUGGCUCUCCUCAGUUUAGUCUAAACCUACUCCUGGCAUUUGAUGCCCUCUCUAUUUGGCUCUGUGACUUCUCUAGCUUCAUCUGUUUUUCCAAACACUUUCACUGCAGGAAGUUCUUCACUGUGCCUCCAUCUGAGCCUUUGCUCAAGCUGUGCUGUCUGCCUGAGAUGUCUUCCCCUCCUUUUAACUACUUGACAAAUACCUACACCUCUUCCAGGAUUCAACUUAAGCAUCACCUCCUCUCUAGAGCACCUUCUGACUGCCGGUCUCAAAUGAGUUCUCCAAGUAGACUUCUUCCUGCAAACCCACCGGCACCCAUUCCAUUUUCUUGUCUAGACUGGGCACUGCUGGUGGCCUGGGUUUUUAUCAUCUAUCACUGGCAGGCUGCACUGGGCGGGACCUACCACAUACUCCAGUAAAUGUUGAAUGAAGGGAGGAAAGAACUCUUGGGGCCAUCAAGGGGGCCUGGUGCAUUGGAGUUUGAUGAAUUUGGGUUAAGGUACAAACACCCCAAGUGCUGUUUGCUCUUGGGCAAGUCCUUAGAAUUCUGAGCCUCAUUUCCUCAGCUCUGCCUACCUGCAGAACAACACAAGUGAAGUACCUAGUGCAGAGCCUGCCUUACUGGAGGGGCUCAAAUACUUAGGCCCUCUCCACCAAGAGGCAGAAGAGGAAAGGUGUCCAGUAGUGAGCAGGUUAGGCAUGGAAAUGCAAGGGGGUUGAGCAGAAACCUCUGAGACCCCAGUGUGCUUGGAUUUCUAAAACUCCCGACUCGUGCUCUGUCCUGGAGCAAACUUGAGUUACAGAGAUGGGGGUGACACACCAAGUGUCGGCCAAAGCCAAGCCCUCCCCCACUGCCUGAAUGGACCAGCCCUGAGUGACAUCACAAUCCCAGGUGGUUGCCAUGGCACUACUGGGGGUGUGGGGGGGUGUCUCAUUUCUCCCCAGGGAGCUCUAGGCUGUGGAUGUGAGAAGGGGAGCAAGAGAGGCAGAUGGCGACAAGGAACAGCCCCAUGGCCCUGGGCACGGCUCAGGGUGACCCUGGAGAGGCAGGAACACGGCCAGGCUCUGAUGCCGGCCUCCGGGACACAGGUGCGGCCACUCAGCUCAAGAUGAAGCCCAGGAAGGUGCGCAAGAUCAAGGCAGUUGUCAUCGACCUGGGCUCCCAGUACUGCAAGUGCGGCUACGCGGGAGAGCCGAGGCCCACCUACUUCAUCUCCUCCACCGUGGGAAAACGCUGCCCCGAGGCGGCCGACGCUGGCGACACCCGCAAGGGGACCCUGGUGGGCCACGAGCUGCUCAACACGGAGACACCUCUCAAGCUGGUGAACCCGCUGAAGCACGGCAUCGUGGUGGACUGGGACUGCGUGCAGGACAUCUGGGAGUACAUCUUCCGCACGGCCAUGAAGAUCCUCCCCGAGGAGCACGCUGUGCUGGUCUCCGACCCUCCGCUCAGCCCCAGCAGCAACCGGGAGAAGUACGCAGAGCUCAUGUUCGAGACCUUCGGCAUCCCCGCUAUGCACGUGACGUCCCAGUCGUUGCUGUCCAUCUACUCGUACGGCAAGACCUCGGGGCUGGUGGUGGAGAGCGGGCACGGCGUCUCGCACGUGGUGCCCAUCUCCGAGGGCGACGUGCUGCCGGGCCUGACCAGCCGCGCCGACUAUGCUGGGGGUGACCUCACCAACUACCUGAUGCAGCUGCUCAACGAGGCAGGCCACGCAUUCACGGACGACCACCUGCACAUCAUAGAGCACAUCAAGAAGAAGUGCUGCUAUGCGGCCUUCCUGCCCGAGGAGGAGUUCGGCCUGGUCCCGGAGGAGCUGCGCGUGGACUACGAGCUCCCGGACGGCAAGCUCAUCACCAUUGGCCAGGAGCGCUUCCGCUGCUCUGAGAUGCUCUUCCAGCCCUCCCUGGCGGGCAGCACCCAGCCGGGCCUCCCGGAGCUCACGGCUGCCUGCCUGGGCCGCUGCCAGGACACGGGCUUCAAGGAGGAGAUGGCCGCCAACGUGCUGCUGUGUGGCGGCUGCACCAUGCUGGACGGUUUCCCCGAGCGCUUCCAGAGGGAGCUGAGCCUCCUCUGCCCCGGGGACAGCCCUGCGGUGGCUGCAGCUCCUGAGAGGAAGACCUCCGUGUGGACCGGCGGCUCCAUCCUGGCCUCCCUGCAGGCCUUCCAACAGCUCUGGGUCAGCAAGGAAGAGUUUCAGGAGCGGGGCAGCAUGGCCAUCUACAGCAAGUGCUGAGCCUCGGCAUCUCCACAGACAAGGCCUUCAGCACAGGUGGCCGCAGGCCACUCUGUACACAUUUACAGAAUUUCACAUAAAGCUUUACUCUGAAAUG